Apus apus (common swift) is the source of this 2537-nucleotide messenger RNA. RefSeq names its product autophagy related 4A cysteine peptidase (gene ATG4A). NCBI's taxonomy places the organism in Eukaryota, Metazoa, Chordata, Aves, Apodiformes, Apodidae. The transcript has 13 exons. Bases 354 to 1316 code for a protein of 320 amino acids. Gene Ontology annotation, molecular function: protein-phosphatidylethanolamide deconjugating activity. The record is from RefSeq and is a predicted model, not a curated record.
CUUUUCCCCCGGCUGGUGUGAGGUGUCCUGUGGGAGCGGGGCUGGGAGAUCCAGGGGGGACGCGGCGCUCGGCUGCUGCACUUGGGGAGAGACUCUGAAGUCUUUGAAGAGCCUGUUCGCUCUGCCAGGGCGUUUUAUCCAGGUAUGAAAACCAGAUCACUAUUUUGUCAGACUACUUAGAAGAAUUCCCAGAAACUGAUGAGCCAGUGUGGAUUCUAGGAAGGCAACACCACCUAAACACAGACAAAUCUAAGUUCUUGUUGGAUAUAAGUUCUCGUCUCUGGUUUACGUACAGAAGAAAGUUUUCACCUAUUGGAGGCACUGGUCCUUCGUCCGAUGCUGGCUGGGGAUGUAUGCUGCGGUGUGGGCAGAUGAUGCUGGCACAAGCACUGAUCUGCAGACAUUUAGGAAGAGAUUGGCAAUGGGAAAACCACAAAAAACAACCAGAAGAAUAUCAUAGAAUCUUACGGUGCUUUCUAGACAGAAAGGAUUGCUGUUACUCCAUUCACCAAAUGGCUCAGAUGGGUGUUGGAGAAGGGAAAUCAAUUGGAGAAUGGUUUGGACCAAAUACAGUUGCUCAAGUACUGAAGAAGCUUGCUUUAUUUGAUGAAUGGAAUUCAUUAGCAGUUUAUGUAUCUAUGGACAAUACAGUGGUCAUUGAAGACAUCAAGAAGAUGUGCUGGUCCCCCCCACAGGGCGGCAGCGCGGCGCUCGGCAGCGCCCACCCGCACAGAGGCGCUCUUGGCCGGAACAAGAGCACAGCAGGAUUCUGCCCAGGCUGGAAGCCCCUCUUGCUCAUUAUACCUCUGCGACUGGGGAUAAACCACAUCAAUCCAGUGUAUAUCGAUGCAUUUAAAGAAUGCUUUAAGAUGCCACAGUCUUUGGGAGCAUUAGGAGGGAAACCAAAUAAUGCCUAUUAUUUCAUAGGAUUUUUAGGCAAUGAGUUGAUAUAUUUGGACCCUCACACCACUCAAAGUUUUGUUGAUUCAGAAGAAAAUGGCACAGUUGAUGACCAGAGCUUCCACUGCCAGCAGGCUCCACACAGAAUGAAGAUCAUGAAUUUGGACCCUUCAGUAGCUUUAGGCUUCUUCUGCAAAGAAGAAUGUGAUUUUGAUAACUGGUGUAGUCUUGUACAAAAGGAGAUUCUAAAGCAACAGAGUCUACGGAUGUUUGAGCUGGUCCAGAAGCAUCCACCUCACUGGCCUCCUUUCAUACCUCCAACAAAGCCAGAAGUGACAACCACAGGAGCAGAACUCAUUGAAUCUACUGACAAACUAUUUGAAUUGGAAGAAGAAUUUGAAAUCCUGAGUGUAUGAAGGAAACUGUGGUGACCCUUCUGAGUAUUGAACACAUUUGCUAAUAUUAUUGCAUUGACUUAAACAGCCAUGUUAGCCCCAAAGUGCCUGAAACUACAGAUAGCAGAGCACAAAAACCUCGUAGCAUCCACAACUCCAACAGGGACAGUUCCUGCUGUCAAAGACCUUACCCAGAUGGAAAGGCAGUAAAAGAUCAUCUUAUAAGACCCUUGAAAGGGAAUGUCUUUAAUGUGUCUUUCCUGAAGACAAAUGGACCUUUCAGAUUAAGGCAAAAAUAAGUGUAUCACUGGGCUGUAUGUUUGGAGAAAGGGAUAACCCCAAUGGAUAUUUCUUGCUCUCGUAUAAUGCAAUAGUUUAGUUCUUAAAGCAAAACAGUCUUCAGUUAAGGAGGAUGUUUACUUCUCUUCCCUCCUGUGGGCUGCUUCAUAGAAAAAAUACAUUGUCUUGUUUAAAAGAUCGACUGGAUCAGAAGAAAAUUGUUUCCUUGUUAAAUAUUUUAACAUGUAUUUGAGCAACCACACUUUAUUACAAAAAUGUUUCUGUAAAAGGAACUAUGUCUAAUGUAUACGUUUUGCAAUAGCCUUCCUGUUUCUGGGAAACCUCAAGAGGAACAGGAGACUCAAAUAGUUGCUAUAGAUCACAACCACUGUUACAGUUAUGAUAUAUUUCACCUUGACCUUAAAAUUCAGAUCAUUAAACACAGGCUGACUUUACUUUUGGAGCUAAAAUGAGUCAAAGGUGGUUUAACUGUACCUUAUUUAUUUUAAAAAAGAUUUACACAAGUUUCUCUGUUACAGCACUUUAUAUGUGCAUCUAAUAAAUUUCUUAAGCUUUUCAUAGGUUGUAUGCUGCUAUAUUUUGUUAAUUUGUGUGAACUAUAAACCAGGUUAUCUUAAAACUUAAUAUAUAGGCAUAUGCAAAUUACUUAACUGUUGUUUUUUGACUUGAUGCCUUUUGAAAUGUGUUUUGGUACAAGUGCCUUAAUUCUACAAGUUUAUCAGAACAGCCUGUGCAGUUUUGUUUCUAAGGCAGAUUAUCUCUUGAGCAGCCGUAAGGAAAACAGCUCAGAAUAAUUAAAGGCAAAGAUGUUUUAAUCCAUCAUAAAGUUCCUUUUUACUAUCAGACAGUCCCCAUUAUGGUCAUUUUGUCAUGGCAGUGUACUGGACAUGAAUCACACAGUUUCAUCUUCACCAAUAAAUGACAACAUGGAGAAAUACUGAA